AGAUUGUUUUUUCUUUUCCAAGCGGUAGCGUUUUUUUUUUUAUUUUUCUUCCUCUGAACCCUUCGUACUCUUCCCGAGAGCCCUAGCGGACGCCGUUCCCGAGUCCUAGCAGACGCCCGCCUCUUCGCCGCUUCCUCCCACGGGUCUCCUUCGUCGCCUUCCUCUCCACAGAUCUCCGAAAAAGAAAGACGCCGACUUCCUCCCUGCUCUCCUCGCCGCCACCUUCCACCGGUCUCCGCCAUCGCCUUCCUCCCCAUCGUCACCGUCGUCGGCCUUCCCCUCCGAUUUUCCUCAGCCGGGUUUUCCUUGCAGUUCUUUUACUUCCGUGAUCUGAUUCAAGUCUUGGGCCGAUGGCUACAGAAGCGAAGAAGAAAGUGGUGCCGAGAGUGGUGAAGCUAGACAAGGCGCUGAAAUUAGCUGAAGCUUGGGUAAAUAAUAUGAGUGUGUCGGCAACAGGUGAACCUAUUGAACGGGAAUUUGAAGGUCGACCUUCAAGGUUGGGUUUGGGAGCCAAAGUCACACCACGUGCAACUGUGGUGGCUUCAACUGAUCCUGUGGAAAGAAAAUUGCUUGGAAAGUUAAAUGCUAAAAAGGAACAAGCUUCCAAAAAUCUAGAAAUUGAAGAAAGUAGACAUAAUGAAGAGGACACUGAUGAGCCUGAAAGCAGAACAAAUGCUUUUGCCAAGAAGAGGACAAUGCCUCAAACCUUGUCUUUACAUUCAACAAAGAAGAGUAAAUGAAAUGUUGAUUUCUUCAGGUUACAUUCUCUUCAUCCGAGGGGAGGCAUAUAUCUUCAACAGACAUGCUUUUCACAGUAAUAUUGUUGAAAAUUACCAACAUGACUGAAGAAGAGGCCACUGAGAUUCUGAUGUGCAGAAGAAUCUCUAAGUGUUUUCAAUGAUAUGCCAAACUCGAUGUUAGACUUGCAGAAUGAGGGCUGCAAGCUUUUAAGACUGAGGAUCAUGUAUAUGCUAUUUUAUUUGUGGUGUUUAUUACAAAGGUGUAGGACUUAAUGGCUGAUUGGCCAAAGUAGAUCCAGCCUGUAAACUCAUAACAAGUGUUAGGAAGGAAUGCUGUUUUCAAUUUUAAAUCAAGCAUUCUUCCUAGUGCGGUGCAUUGUGAGUACCGUAGAGGAUCCCCGUGCUUCUUUCUAAUAUAAGUCAGCAGUUACACACACA
This is a messenger RNA of Elaeis guineensis (African oil palm), 1178 nucleotides long. RefSeq lists its product as uncharacterized. The record is from RefSeq and is a predicted model, not a curated record. NCBI's taxonomy places the organism in Eukaryota, Viridiplantae, Streptophyta, Magnoliopsida, Arecales, Arecaceae.